This is a messenger RNA of Fraxinus pennsylvanica, 498 nucleotides long. NCBI's taxonomy places the organism in Eukaryota, Viridiplantae, Streptophyta, Magnoliopsida, Lamiales, Oleaceae. The record is from the annotation of a GenBank genome assembly.
AUGGCAAAGGCAAAACCCACCAUUAUAUUGAGAGGUUUGAUAUCUCUUUCACUUUUGAUAGCAGCCAUUGUCAUGUUGGUAAGCUAUCAGAAGGUUGACAUAAUGCCCACAGGCACCAAGUUUAUUGCAAGAUACAGAGAUUGGGACAUUUUCACGAUGUCUAUGAUUGUUUACUUCAUCGGAAGCAUUUACAACUUUUCCGUCCUUUUUCUUUGUGUGGGGAGUAUGCUAUGGCGCCCAAUCAUAGUCGUGGACAUGAUACUGAUAAUGAUAAUUGGUGGAAGCUUAUCAGCAGCAUGGCAAACGUUUUCUCUGAUACAGAAUGGAGCUCCUUAUGUGGGCUGGUAUCCUAUCUGCAAAAUAGUCCCUCAUUUCUGCAGCUGUAUAAUUGGCUCAUUAAGUGUUGCUUCAAUUGGACUGGUUUUGCAACUGGUGCUGCUCCUCUGGUGUUUACAUUAUGUUCUUAAUUUUCUUUUGUUGGUGGAGUCUCCAUAUUAG